Penicillium vulpinum is the source of this 306-nucleotide messenger RNA. RefSeq lists its product as uncharacterized. The record is from RefSeq and is a predicted model, not a curated record. Lineage: Eukaryota; Fungi; Ascomycota; Eurotiomycetes; Eurotiales; Aspergillaceae. The transcript has a single exon. Bases 1 to 306 code for a protein of 101 amino acids.
AUGGAAAUCUUCUACCUUGGCGCAACAAAAACUCUAAUAAAAGCAGAUGGACUGAUAUAUGAACUUCAACGGGAUAAUACCGCAACCUUCUAUUUCCUCGAAGGCGACAUCGAUUCAGAUCCCGGCCCUAGUAUCGCCGGUUACUAUGAAGGACCAUACUACAGCUACUACCGAUUUUCACGCACCUUUCCGCUCGAGGACAGUGACGAUUCAGACAUGCUAGAGGCGCAUGAACAUCUCAAUGAAACUAUUGCCUUAGAAGGUCCGUUCGAUAGCGUUCUAGGCUUCUCCCAUAGUGGGACUUAG